GUAACGGCGUACCAUAAAGGGUACCGGAGCAGCGGGCAGACUAAGAUUAUCCACCGGUAUUUACCGAGAGAGGCCGGCGAGCUACUUGUGUGGUACUUAUAGCUCGUACUUCCGUUCUGGCAGGAAGCAGAAGGCAUCACGAAGCAGGCCCACCACUAUAGCGCUUUCUUAUGGGCCGACGAGGUCAUAUAGAAGAGGAGCGGCGGAGGAGCGGCGACGGUAACCAGCAUAGAUAUCGAUAACGCGGGCGAUACUGCCGAGGACGGGGACGAGGGUAGGGCGGCGUGGGCUUGGAUAGAGGAUCGGACGUGGACGACGGACCGGGCCAGGCGAAUUAUACAACGGCACAGCAGCCGGCUACUCGGUAACAAGCUGAACGUGAGCAUGUGGCGGCAUAUUGCCAUCGCUAUCGCCAACCGAUUCUUACACGAGGCGUUCGGGCGGUGGGAUCUAGGGAAGAAGGGAGACGACGAGGACGAAGACGAGCUCGGUGAUAGCCCGUGGGAUCUACAAGCCGGGCACGGGACGCGGAUCGCCGGUAUGAUCUAUGGGCGGCUACUAGUCCAGUUCGGUAGCGGGGUAGCGGCUAAGCAGCAGCAGUUUCGUAAGGUCAGCUCGCAGUGGCAUCGGUUCUUGGGGUUUGGGGACGAGGACCGGGCGAGCGACGGUUACCGCAGCGGCUCGAAGCGAAAGGUAGAGCUCUACGACGGCGUCCGUCUCGAGGCCCGGCUACGGCGGUUCGCACGGCUACAGCAGGCGGACAUGGCCGGCCGGCUACGGCAGAUGACGGGGGACGACGCAGCGACGUUCCGCGGGAACCAGGCGAAGGUAGUCGGGGCUAUCGUCAACGGGCAUAGCCCGAUCAUCCAGGUAAUGGGCACGGGCAGCGGUAAGAGUUUAUCGUUUAUGCUAUCAGCGUUCUGCUCACCGGACGGCGUAACGGUAGUUAUUACACCACUUACCGCGCUUCGGACCGACUUAGAGGCGCGGUAUACUAAAUUAGGGAUCGCCUCCCAUAUAUAG
Molecule: messenger RNA, 1023 nt
Organism: Colletotrichum phormii
Lineage: Eukaryota; Fungi; Ascomycota; Sordariomycetes; Glomerellales; Glomerellaceae
Exons: 1
Coding region: 385-1023 (212 amino acids)
Molecular function (GO): ATP binding; nucleic acid binding
Source: RefSeq, a predicted model, not a curated record